AUGAAUUCAGGCAUCACGGAGCAAGCGAAUGAGUGGUUGACGAGAGAAUGGGACGAGGAAGCGAAGCCGAUGCAGCUGUUACGACCGUCGCCGAAUCAUGAUCGGUUGGAAGUGGUUCAGUCCACUCUCGACGUGUUGGAGAGAAUACAGCAGCCCGUGGCUUUCGUGGCGGUCGUCGGCCCUUACCACGGGGGCAAGUCGUUUCUGCUGAACGUGUUGCUCAACUCCACACGCGGCUUCCCAGUGGGCACGCGCCCAGAUCCGGAAACCCUGGGCCUGUGGGUGCGCGUGGUACCCCCUAAGCGCCUGCAAGCACGUGACGGAGCGGUGGUGGUGCUGGUGGACUCGGAGGGGCUAUACGGGGACGUGGGGAACGGGGAUAAGGACGGAGCGGUGGUGGUGCUGGUGGACUCGGAGGGGCUGUAUGGGGAGGGAGCUUCAAGAGCAUACGACGCCAAGCUGUUUGCUGUGGCUACUCUCCUGUCGUCCUACCUCAUCUACAACACCCUGCGCACACUCGGUAAGGAGGUGCAUCAUGGCAACCAGCAUCUACAAGGGAGGGGCUGGAUGGGGGUUAUGGUUAUCGAUGGCAUGGCGGUACACGUGGUGUUGCCUGCUCUCCGCCUGCAAGCACAGGACAGAGCGGUGGUGGUGCUGGUGGACUUGGAGGGGCUGUAUGGGGAGGGCGCUUCAAUGGCGUAUGAUGCCAAGCUGUUCGCUGGCUACACUGCUGUCCGCUACCUAGCAGCACACGCUCGCACGGGUGACCAGUCCCUAGAAACCCUCUUCACACAGGGUAUAGCGUGCCUCACAGUGCGCACGCCCACGGAUAUCAACAGGCUUCGAGAGGAGGUGGGCGGGGCGGGGCUGGGCGCUGCUGACGUGGAGCUCAUGCCAGCGCUGCACCCGGGGUACCUUGCUGACGUGGCGGCGGUGCGGGGGCGCGUGAUUGGGGGGCUGGAGGCGAAGGGACCGGCUGGGCAGAAAUUCACAGGGGAGACUGUGGCGCGCCUGCUCCCCCUGCUCGUCCACUUCGUGAACAGUGACUUCCCACUAAACGCCGAGCGCCACAUACAACAAGUCAUGCUGGACUUGCUGCUGGACGGCGCCUUCGCCUCCGCCGUCCACUUCUUUCGUCUGCAUGCCGAUGCCGCCCUCGACCGAUUCACUCGAGCCACCCGCGCAGCUGCUUCGGCCAGCGCUGCUGCCACCACUGGUGCUGGUGCUGCUGUUGAUGGGAUUGGGUCGACUGCAGGCUCGGCUGCAUCUACUGGGGACAUGGGUGGGAGCGUUGAAGAGAGAAAUGAAUUUUCUGCUCCUCGCACUGGCGCUGAAUGGGAAUCGAGCAGCACUGCAUGGGACUUGAGCAGCACUGCAGAGCCUGCUACAGCCGUGGCAGGGGAUGGAGCUCACGCACCCACUGCUGCUGCACUGCCCUCCACGUCUCCGGCAUCUCGGCUGCUCUCAGCCACAUUCACAGUGGAGCGCAUGGAGCAAGUCCUUUCCAAGGCAGAGCAAGACGCGCAGCACUACUGCAUGGCGCGCGGUGUGGGCGUGCCUGCAGACCGCUCCGCCAUGACAUGUGGAGUCCGGCUGUUCGCCAAGCUCGACCACAUCAAGCCGCACUACAGGUCAAGCAACGAGCACAAUGUGCAUGUGGCGCUGGCUGCACUGGCAGACGAGUUGCAGCAGGCAGCACAUGCGGCUAUCGCUGCCAUUCCCCUCCCACAGAGAGAGCAACUGCUGGAGCAGCAGUGCCAGGCUGUUCACACGGCAGCUGUUGACAGGUUCACGGGCGCUCUGGGCGGCCACAGCAGCAGCCCCUUGGCUCCCGUGGUGCGCUCCCGCCUCGAUGCUGACGUGGCCAGCCACUGCUCCGCCGCCACGUCAGCAAACGAUCGGCUGAUCGCCGCCCUGCUGGGGAAGGGCAGGGUGGCGUACUACCGCGCGUACCAUGACACGUUCCGGGCGGCAUUUUUGUCCUAUGCUGCUGCCCAUGCUCAUGCUCACUCCCACACCUCUGAUGCCAACUCUGCUGAUGCUGCACCUGCUGCUUCUGAUGAUGCUUCUGCCACUGCCACCACCAGCAAGAACAGCCCAAACACCUUCCAUUCACCAACCGACGAUCCUCACAUCUUCUCCCACGCCCUCUUCGCCCUCCUCCCCUCCUCUACGCCCCCUCCCCCUCCUCGUUGGCUGCUCUCCCUCCACGCCAACGCCUCCCUCCUGGCUCAAGACGCCUUCUCUGCUGCAAUUGCCCAGGGGGGGCUAGCGUGGGUGGUGCCGGGGCACGAGAGGUUUGAUUUUUUUCUCUUCCAGGCGAUACAGUGGGGAAAGCAGCGCGAGAGGGAGGUAGGGGAGGAGAAUGCGCGGAGAGUGCGGGGGUACUGUGGGGAGAUGAGGGGGAGGCUGGUGAGGGAGUAUCGGAGGCGCGUGGGGGAGAUUCAACCACUGCCAGACAACGAGGAGGUGGUUGUGGCCAAGGCUCGCCAUCUCGCCGCACUGGUUCUGGCCAAUUACAGCGCGGCAGUGCAGCCAUACCUGCCAUUAGCUUCGGUGGAGGAGGUUCGGGCACAGCUGCAGGCUCGGGUGGAGGAGGCUCGGCAGCGCCUGGUGGAUCGGAACACGGAGCUCAUGGCAGCGCUGUGCUUCGAACCUCUCCGGGACGCUCGGGAUGAACUUAACAUGCAGGAGUGUGACAAGACCUACCACAACAUAUUCAUCUCAAAGUCCUGGUGGUCCCUCAAGUGCCUCAGGCCUGGCCCGAGCCUCUUCUUCGGCUUCCGAGCCUCCGCCUUCGCUGUGGCGCUCAAGCACCUAGCCAAGGCCCAGCUUCGGUUCAAAUCCGGAGCGCUCUCUACCACCCCCUCCUCUCCCCCUUCACCCACUGCUGCUACGGGUCACACUGCAAGGGACUCCCCCUCCCAAGGGGAGGCCUCCCAAGGGGAGUCCGUGACGGGCGCGUGGGUGUGGGACUCGUCGCUGGUGUUCGCGGCGUGGCUCGCGCACGGGAAGACGUGGCCGGAAGGGUCGAUUAAAGACCUAAGGGUGCUGGAGCUUGGCGCGGGUUUAGGAGUUGUCGGGCUCGCCGCGGCGGCUUUAGGAGCGCGCGUGCUGCUGACGGACGGCGAUUUGAGAGUGAUCAGCGGGAUCAGGCGGAAUAUCGCGGAAAACGCGCUCGAGGGGAGGGCUUUUGCGGCGCAGCUGGAAUGGCGGGAGGGCUUGCCGAGGCAGGUGCAUCCGGGGGAGGGGUUACGUAGGAAGGCGGAUUCAGGGGAGGAUGCGCAAUGGCGGACUUCUGGCGGUGCGGAAUUGGCGGAGGCGGAAGGGGUCGGCGGGCGGCAAGAAUGCGAGGAUACGGGUGCUUGCGGGGACGGGGGGAGCGGAGGGGUGAAAGAUGAGAGAGAGAGGGAUACCGGAAGAGCUGGUAGAGGGGGCGUUGGUGUUGGUGCUGCGUCGGCUGACACUGCAGGAGCAAUAAGAGCGUCAGUAAGAGCGUCAGCAAAGCAACCAGGAGCAGAAGCACCGGUAGAGGCAUCACAAGAAUCAAGAGCUUUGAAUGGGAAUGGAGGGGAAGGAAGAGUCGCCGCAUCUCAGCCGUUGGAUGUCGAGGAGUUCGUGAAGGAUCUAGAUCUGAUCGUUGGAUCGGACAUUACGUACGACGUAGAUCUGAUGCCCGCCCUCUGCCGGACGAUCAAGCAGCUGGCGGGCCCUCGCACUCGGAUAUUCAUAGCAGUGGAGCUGCGGCCAGCAACGCCCAAGUGUUUUCACGCCAUGGCAGCGCAGGGCCUCACGUGGAGGGUUGUGGAGCAGAGCGAGCUGGACCCCCGGUGGUGCAGCGACGACAUCAAGAUCUUCCAGCUCUUCUCGUGA
Molecule: messenger RNA, 3873 nt
Organism: Closterium sp. Yama58-4
Lineage: Eukaryota; Viridiplantae; Streptophyta; Zygnematophyceae; Desmidiales; Closteriaceae
Source: the annotation of a GenBank genome assembly